This is a messenger RNA of Spea bombifrons (plains spadefoot toad), 5095 nucleotides long. It is a transcript of the gene TBC1D4, whose product is annotated as TBC1 domain family member 4. Lineage: Eukaryota; Metazoa; Chordata; Amphibia; Anura; Pelobatidae. The transcript has 21 exons. Bases 173 to 4018 code for a protein of 1281 amino acids. The record is from RefSeq and is a predicted model, not a curated record.
UAAACAGACACGUUCAGACAUUCUAUCCCAUCAGGUGGAAGCACUGCAUGCAUCCAGCACUGGCCAGGGGCACAGGAUAGGCAGCAAGGGCACACAGGGCACGCUGCACAAGGCUGGAGGAUCUCUUUGAAGAUUUGCACUAUAUCGCCUGGGGUUGCAUUCUGGAGGAGUUAUGGAGAGAAGAAGUUCUGCAGACCAGUGCCACCCUCUUCUGGAGGAUCAACCUUUGCCAGAGGAGAGCCCAGUCCCGGAUAAGUUGGUGAAAGUGGAGAAAAGGUUCCGUCUUUGGUAUGUUGGUUGGUCAAACCUAGACCGGCGCACCACUUUGCCCAUGCUACCCUGGCUUGUGGCAGAGAUUCGUAGGCGGGCGGAAAGGCAGGAGCCACCAGGAUUUGUGACACCAUGCAGAGAAGUUCAGCUGUUGUUGGUUGCCCCUCACCUUCGCUGUGUGCCCGCCUUAAAUGGUGCCAGUACCAACACCGCAGUUUUCAUCUUUGAACACAAAGCACAGCAUAUUGCACGGUUUAUUCAUAAUACACAAGACCCCUCUUAUUUUGGGUACUUGAUUAAGACUCAGCCUGACAACCCGGAAUCUGAGAUGGCCUGCCAUGUCUUCAAGGCAACAGACCCCAGCCAGGUUUCUAAUGUGAUCAGUAGCAUACGUCAAGUCUCCAAAGUUGCCCUGAAAGAAGAUUCUAAACCCAACAAAGAUAAUGAAGAUGCAUUUUAUAACUCACAAAAAUUUGAAGUUUUAUAUUGUGGGAAAGUGGUAAUUGCACAUAAAAAAGCCUCGUCUACCCUGGUUGAUGAUUGUAUUGAGAAAUUUAGUCAGCAUGAACGCCAGCGUCUUAAACUCCUGAGUGAACAGCGAAGUUCCGACUCUACCAGUGACUUCACGCUGGCUGAGACAGAGGCUCCUGCUUCACCAUCUGACUUAUUUCAGGAGCAGGAGAAGGAGAUGGAGAAUAAUGGCUCCCAAUCCUCUGGACGUCAUUCGGGAAUGUUUAUCGUUGGUAGCCAGAGCAAUCUAACAUGUCCUCGGGUGUCAUUCCCUGAGAGGAUUUUAGAAGAUUCUGGUUUUGAAGAUCAGCAAGAGUUUAGAUCUCGCUGUAGUAGUGUUACCAUCCAGAAAAGAGUCAAUGAUGGAAAAAUACAGCCAAGAAGGAGGCAUGCAAGCGCACCAAGCCAUGUUCAACCAUCCGAUUCUGAAAAGAACAGAACAAUGCUGUUUCAGGUUGGGCGAUUUGAAAUUAAUCUUAUAAGUCCCGAUACUAAGACUGUGGUUCUUGAAAAGAAUUUUAAAGAUAUCUCAUCAUGCACUCAGGGUAUUAACCACAUUGAUCAUUUUGGUAUUGUUUGUCGUGAAUGCGUGGAGCCUGGGAUAAAUCAGUACAUUUGCUAUGUGUUUCAAUGUGCUUCAGACGCACUGGUGGAUGAAAUCAUGCUUACUCUAAGGCAAGCUUUUAGCACGGCUGCUGCUUUCCAGAAUGCAAAGACUCAGAUCAAGCUGUGUGAGGCUUGCCCAAUGCAUUCGUUACACAAACUCUGUGAGAGAAUUGAAGGCCUUUAUCCACCUAGAGCCAAGCUUGUAAUACAGAGACAACUAUCAUUGCUAUCAGACAACGAGCAAGCGGAUAUUUUUGAACGCGUCCAGAAAAUGAAAGCAGCCAGUGACCAGGAGGAGAAUGAACUUGUCAUCCUCCAUCUCAGGCAGCUUUGUGAAGCCAAGCAGAAAUGCCAUGUUCAUAUAGGAGAGAUGCAGCCGAGUCUAUCGUGCAGCGCGAUUCCAGAGAAUACAGCACCCAGUGGCAGAUUCAAACUUGAUGUUCUGAAGAACAAGGCCAAGAAAUCCUUGACCAGCUCUCUGGAAAAUAUUUUUUCAAGGGGGGCAAGCAGAAUGAGAGGGCGGCUGGGCAGCAUGGACAGUUUUGAUCGUUGCAACAGUUUUACAUCCGACAAGGACGGCUCUCCAGGGGACUCACCUCCUGCCACUCCACCGUCUUCUCCUGUGUCAUCUGCCUGGCAAUCUUUUCAAGAGGACGACCCGGACUCUCCUCAGUUGAGGAGGCGAGCGCACACUUUUAGUCACCCUCCGUCCAGUGGCAAGCGAAGGCUAACCUUGCCGGAAAAUAAGUCACCAAACUCUAAGUCUCCUCUGCAAAGGCAGAGCUCCUUAGUUUCUGAUGGCGUACAGAGCAGCCCCGUUCCAAUUGUCCGACGCAUCCGCACUGAGAGUGAGUCUUCAACAUCCAGUCUCCCUUCAUCUUUCUCUGCCCCUUCAUUCCUGAAAAACUUUUACCAGAGUUCAGGGAGACUCCCCCCACAGUCUGAAUACGAUACCCCCAAGAGUGAAUUUGAAGGCAGACGGAGAACUCUGUCCACAUGCAGUAACGACUCUCUAAAUACGAGCGGGGUCACCGUUACCCCUCGCCGAGUAUCGUGGAGGCAACGCAUUUUUCUCAGGGUUGCAUCGCCAAUGAUCAAAUCUCCAUCAGAUAUGCAAGAUAAAGAACGGCUAGAUGGAAACGAGUUGCUGCCUUUAUCUCCUCUUCCUACUACAAUGGAAGAGGACCCCUUAGCGUCUCUUCUUCAAGAAGAAGACACCUCUGUUGAGUCAAAUGGGAAGAAAAAUUCCGAGGAUCUUCAAAGACUAUGGAGGAAAGCGAUACAUCAACAGAUUUUGUUACUAAGGAUGGAGAAAGAGAACUUGAAGCUUGAAGCCAGCAGAGAUGAGCUGCAAUCAAGAAAAGUGAAACUGGAUUAUGAAGAGGUUGGAGCUUGUCAAAAAGAAGUCUUAAAUUUGUGGGAUAAGAAGUUAAAUUGCAGAACAAAAAUCCGCUUUGACUUGGAGGAGAUUUAUGCCACCCUAAAAGAAGGUGUCCCUAAAAGCAAGCGGGGAGAGAUCUGGCAAUUCCUUUCUGUGCAGUAUCGUCUGCGACAUCGACUUCCAAGCAAACAGCAGCCAUCAGAAGUUUCAUACAGUGAACUUCUGAAACAACUUACAGCCCAACAACAUGCCAUUCUUGUCGAUCUGGGGCGGACAUUCCCAACCCACCCAUACUUCUCUACACAGUUGGGAGCCGGACAGUUGUCCCUGUAUAAUCUUCUCAAAGCGUAUUCACUGUUAGACCAAGAAGUUGGCUACUGUCAGGGAAUCAGCUUUGUGGCUGGGGUGCUUCUACUGCAUAUGAGCGAGCAACAAGCUUUUGAAAUGCUCAAGUUCCUUAUGUAUGACCUUGGUUUCCGCAAGCAGUACCGGCCAGAUAUGAUAUCACUACAGAUUCAAAUGUACCAGCUUUCCCGGCUUCUCCACGACUACCACAGAGAUCUCUAUAAUCAUCUGGAAGAGAACGAGAUCAGUCCCAGUCUCUACGCAGCACCCUGGUUUUUAACACUAUUUGCCUCACAGUUCCCUCUCGGCUUUGUUGCCAGAGUCUUUGAUAUCAUUUUUGUACAAGGAACUGAAGCCAUCUUCAAAGUAGCCCUUGGUCUCCUCAGUAAUAACGAAGAACGCAUAAUGGCCUGUGACAGCUUUGAAAGCAUAGUGGAUUUCCUUAAGAUCAGUAUACCUGAUAUGACAAAUGCAACAAUGGAAAGAAUAAUUACACAGGUUUUUGAGGUGGACAUUUCCAAACAGCUCCAUGCAUAUGAGGUUGAGUACCAUGUGCUGAAUGAUGAGAUGCUGGAAGCGUCCAAUCCUUGUGACACCGAAUCUUUCCAAAAGCUUGAAAAGGCCAACAACCAGCUAAAGAGGCAGAACAUGGACUUACUGGAGAAGUUGCAGGUAGCUCAUACUAAGAUCCAGAACCUGGAAUCCAACGUAGAAAACAUUAUUUCCAGAGAAAGCAAAAUGCGAAAUCAAAUCCGGUCUCUGGAGCAAGAGAAAGCAGGCUAUCAAAAGAUUGUUGAACACAUGAGAAAAUACGUUCCUGAUCACGUACUGACUGACUGCGAACUUUUACUUAAAGAUGUCAGUUGUAGCCCAAAUAACAAAACAAAACCAGGAAAUAAGCAAUAAGUAAAAGUCUAGAACUCUUUGGAUGCGUAAAGCGAACCAAAAUUGACGUAGGCUACAAGUGCUUUCAAGGAGCCGAGUGACAGUAGUGUCUGGCGUCUGCAGUGUAGCUACUCAUGGUGGAGAACGUGGCCUCGUAUUAGAUUCACACGCAGCAAACCUUACCCGUGAGAAGGAGAAUUUCCUACAUUAUCUUGAUAUGCAACUUCCAUGCAUUUGCUACUAUAUAGUAACUAUAAUCGAAACCUAAAAGGGAAAUGCAUUUUUCUACUGUAAUAAUUAAUGUGUACAUUCUCGAGAAGUAACUUCACUGGAAUUUACCUUUAAGAGCCAUUUUCUCCUCAUUCUGUCUUUGUAAAGUAAUCAUAUAUAUAGAGAGAGAAAUUUUACUUGAAUAUUGAAUGUAGUUUUCCAAAGAACAACAUGUUUCACAUGUAUUUGAAAGACCUGUAUGAGAUAUUUUUGUUGCCUGUGAUUUGAUCCUACUGACAUAGAUACAUUUGCGUUUCUUUGUUUGACAAGCACUACGUGAUGUUUAUAAGGUGAGAAAAUGAACCGGUAGUUUUCUGGAUAAGUUAUGCUUGAGCCUGAAGUAAAAUAUUCAAUUUGUAUUCUCUUUAGUUCAAAGCAAAAAACAAAAAAAAUACCUUCUUCAACCUAAAGCAAAAAAAAAUCAGGUCCUCAAAAAAGAAUUUUUUCAUGGAGCGGAUACCAAAUGGGAGAAAAAAAUGACACUCAAUGUUUUCUAAGGAUGCAUUUGUACACUUGUAUAAUUAAUUGUAAUUUAGUUUUUAUUAAGUCACUCCUAAAGUUGCGCUGCUUUACCCAGAAUGCUGUUGACAUGCCAUGGACCAUGUUAGUGGAUAAACUUUUAAUUAUCGUCAGUCAAUUCCGCUGAUAUUUAGCAAGGUGUUAGGCUAUAAGAGUUCCUUAUCGUUAAUUAUUGUUCGUAAAAUUAAUAUAAAUUGUGUGAUUAAAAUGGGGCACGCUAUUCUGUCAAAAGGGCUACAAAAGUUAUUGAUAAUGUUGUUUUUAAGCACUGAUAAAAAUAAUUUUACAGAACUGUGAGAUAUAUAUAUA